AUGUCGUCGCAGACCAUGACAGCGCCAGCGCUGGGUCAUCGUCCUCCCCCUCCUAAUUCCGGGCCCGACAUGCCCUUCUACGACGAUUAUACCCACCCCGACAACCGCGAUAUUUCCUCCCCGCUCAGCGACUCCGCAAUCCGCGCCGUGAACAACUCGACGACCUCCGACCGCCCUACUUCUCCUCCUCCCUCUGCGCCGAUUCAUUCGCACGGCCUACCCUCCCUUUCUUCCCCGUUUUCUACUCCCUCCGGCGGCAUUGAUGGUAGUCUUCGUGAUGGCGGUGGAAUGGCGGGAGUCAAAGCGGAGCCGGAUGAUGAGACAAUGAACGGGUCCGAAGGUCAUCAGACUGAUCUCAGACGGCAGUCUGCUGCAAGUGCGCUGCUGGCCCAGCUUCUUGGCAAUCAAUCAACAGAGCAACCGUUGUCCGCCGACGUUGAUCAAUCUCUUUAUCAGUUUCGAGGAGAACAGAUACAGCAAUCAGUAUCGGCGCCGCCAGCUGAACCAUUCACCCCCAAUGCCCCAGGAGAGAGUCAUAACAAUGCGCAUUCGGCAGGUGGUGAUACCCAGAUGCCAGAUUAUCCACCAUUGCCGUCAACAGAGGAUAUUGGCAGGGAUCAUCACUCUGCGCCUGCUGAGCAGGCCUCGGGACACGAUCAGUUUUCGGUCCCCGCUGACUUAAGCCAGCAGGAUGAACAACAUGUAGAUGCAGAUGCGCAAGGGCCAUUUACUACUAAUCCCGAUGGCACCGAAGCCAAUAUUUUUUUACAACCACCGCCGAAGACGUCCGAUUCCUCUGCGAUAGAAAGCCUUACGGAUCCUUUAUUAAUGGCGAAAACGAAUCUCGACCAAGGCGAUUACUUUAAUGGACCGUUCGAUAUCGCUGCCGAUCCCAAGACGCCCUUUGGCGAUCUAGAACAGAAUGAGAUGCUGACCGCAGCCUAUCUCUCCCAGGGUGCAGAUCUGUCGGCUCUGGGGUUAUCGGGUGAUCCGCUGCAGCAGGAUGGCACCGGUUCGGUCGCCGGAUCAGAACCUCGCAUUCAGGCCUUUGCGAAAUUGGAGUUCGACGAUGGGCAUUUCUACUGCAAUACUUAUUCGUUUAUCCUUGGACGUGAUGUACGGGCAGCUCGUGCAGCUCAUCAGCGGGAGUUUCAGGUCAGACAGGCAAUGCGCAAUUCAAGACCAAAGAGUUCAAGCGGUGGCAACGCUUCACAUACGCCGAUUCGCGUCAAGCACGAGGGCAGUGGCAUUCUUGGGAGUGUGGUCAGCGACCGCGGCGGGAUCAUGGGCUUCGACCCCGAAGUACCGUCCCGUCGUCCCAUGAGCCGGAGAUCGUCCAAUUCGUCCUUUGGUGAAUCGGGUCCUCCGUUACUAGCAACUCCAGCCCAACUACAAUCGACAGACUACAACGCCCUUGCCAUGCAAUCGCUCAACGAGGAAAGCAAUGAUGCGAAACCCGUCGAUGCCCUGGCUCUGCUGCCUUCCCCCGAUUCUUGUCCUACCAUCCCUAUUCAUCCCCCGGCCACCGUGGACGGCAGCGCGGCUGGUCAUCGAGGUAUUUCUCGGAAACAUGUUAAGAUCGCAUACAACUUUGACAAAAGCCUUUUUGAGAUGGAAGUUAUGGGAAGAAAUGGUGCUUUUAUCGGAGCGGAUUGGUUAUCGCCUAGUCAGAUCAGGCCUUUACAUAGCGGCGAUUACAUCCAGAUUGGAGGUGUGCGCAUUCGCUUUUUACUGCCUGAUGUGCCCAUUGGCGAGACAGGAGCCGAGCGAACGGAGGAACAACAGAUGGAAGACGACGAAAACGCAAUUGCAUCAUUCGAUGUCGAAGACACCAAUGCAGAUGGGACCGAGAAGCUUGGGAGCGAUGCAUCGGAGAAGAGGGAUUCUUCGAAAGCGGCGCGACUUGUUCUUAAGACCAAGGACGCUGACUCCUCGCAAGCAAUACAGUCAUCCAUUGAAGGUGAUGGUCAACAGCCCGUGCGUCGUCGCGGGCCAGGGCGACCUCCGAAGGAUGGGAUCAUGUCCAAGCGAGAACGCGCAGAACUUGCCAGAGAGCAGAAGCUGGCCGCGAAACGCGAAGCCAACGGCGGAGUCACUCCACCUCCUCCGAACAGACCAAAAGCCGGCAAGACGCCUGCUGGUCCUCGCGAUUCCAUCAGUGCGGCUAGCGGCCAGGGUGCUGUGUCCGCAAGUCUUCCUGCCGUUCCUACUCCUGGUGCCCCUGUGGCCGGUGGUGCUGAAUCACCUGGUUCUAAGCCAGAAAAGCGAAAGUAUACCAAGAGGAAGAAGGCAGAUGGCACGCUUAUGGACACUCCACUUCCGUCCACAGAGGGUGGCAGCCAAUUUCCUAUGGAGCAGCGUCCGGAAGAAUUUAUUAAGGCUCCGCCUCUCAAGAAGCGCAAGCCAUCACGGUCACCGUCGCCAAACUACCCACCCGAAUCCGCGUACACGCCCGAGGAUCUGGCCAAGCCACCAUAUAACUAUGCUGUGCUUAUCUUUGAUGCUCUCACGGAUGCUGGUACACCGAUGACGCUCAAGCAGAUCUACCGUGCGUUGAAGUUGAAAUACCCAUAUUUCCGAUUCAAGUGUGAAACGGAGGGCUGGACAUCAAGUGUUCGUCACAACCUGAACGGCAACAGCCAUCUGUUCAUGCAUGCGGAACGAGAUGGCAAGGGAUGGUCAUGGCAGCUCCGGCCUGGCGCGUCGGUCGAAAAGGAAAAGAAGAGACGUCCAUCGCCGCCGCCGCCAUCGUCGCAUACCCCUGUUCCGCCUACCCAACCGUACAUGGCACCACCAGGGUACACAAGUGCUGCAAAUGGCCAGGCGAAUAUGGUCAAUCAACAUUUCCAGUUCCCGCCAUCGAUGGCACCCAAUCCGUACGCAGCUCCGCCGCCGCCGGCGCCCGCACCUGGCCCUGCUCCUGUUCAUGCUCCAGCGCCAGCGCCUGCUCCGCCGCCGCCGCCGCAAGCCCCAGUACAGCAUCCACCGGCACCGCAGCAGACAACGGGUCCAAGUCCGAGUCCUGCUCCAGCACCUACGCAAGGUCCGACUGCUCCAGGACCGGCCCCAGGGCCACCUCAAACCUCUGCGCCUGCUUCAACGCCGGCACCGGUUCCGAAUUCGGCUCCAGCGCCUGCUCCCGCCCCUGUUCCCGCUCCGACUACUGCUCCCCCAUCUGCUCCUCAACCUCAACUUCAACACACAAGUCCUUAUCCUCCACCUGCACCUCCUCAACCUCCUCAAACGCCUGCACCCGCUCCUUCACCCGCUCCCAACCCGACCCCAACACCUUCUGCACCUUUUUCCAUUCCCAGUCCUAUUCGCAACAGUCUUCCUCGCGCCUUUGCCCAAACCGUGCCGACUACCUAUACCUCUCCCUACGCCUUCGACCCUCCACCGCAACUGGCCCAAUUCCAGCAAUCGCAUCAGCAAUCGCAGCCCCUUCACGCACCGCCGCCGCCACAGCAACAACAGCAACCGCCGCCCCAGCCACCUCAACAACCGCAGUACCAGCAGGCACCACAGCCACAUCCCCAAACCACUUAUGCCCCGCCACAGAAUUCCGCUCCUAUGCCAAUGAUGAACCACCAGCCACAGGGAUUCGCGCCCAACCCAGGUCCUCCGCCUAUGCAACAGCAGCAGCAACAACAGCCACCUCCGUUCGAUGCCGGCCCCGCAGAGCCAAGCACGGGGCCUAUGGAGGAGGAUAUAUCAUUCAACGAGCGGGCUGGUAAAGCGAUUGACGACUUUGAAGCUGUGCUUAUGGAAGACUACGAAGACAAGAACUACAUCCGUGAGGUACUUCGGAGUGCUCGUGCUCGUGUUCUAGGUGAAGCUAUGGAGAGUUCCUUCCCUGGGGGAGAACCUAAGGAUGAGGCUGUUAUCUAUGAUGCGCUGCGGAAUCUCGUUGGUAGCCUUGAGGGGUAG
This is a messenger RNA of Aspergillus chevalieri, 3927 nucleotides long. Its product is annotated as forkhead domain protein. The record is from RefSeq and is a predicted model, not a curated record. NCBI's taxonomy places the organism in Eukaryota, Fungi, Ascomycota, Eurotiomycetes, Eurotiales, Aspergillaceae. Gene Ontology annotation, molecular function: protein binding; sequence-specific DNA binding; DNA-binding transcription factor activity. Bases 1 to 3927 code for a protein of 1308 amino acids. The transcript has a single exon. Gene Ontology annotation, biological process: regulation of ribosomal protein gene transcription by RNA polymerase II. Gene Ontology annotation, cellular component: nucleus.